Molecule: messenger RNA, 1633 nt
Organism: Ostrea edulis (European flat oyster)
Lineage: Eukaryota; Metazoa; Mollusca; Bivalvia; Ostreida; Ostreidae
Product: caldesmon-like
Exons: 11
Coding region: 22-1380 (452 amino acids)
Cellular component (GO): centrosome
Source: RefSeq, a predicted model, not a curated record
AUUUACCACUUGCCGUUAAAGAUGGCGGCCAAAACAAACGUUGUAGGGUUAAGAAAAAUAACAAAACCUGUAAUAAGCACUGAUGUGAUGGGAAACAGGAAUGUAGAGAUUAGAGCAGUUGGAGCAUGGGUUCAACCAGCAUAUUCCGUUCCUUCUGAAGGCGUGGUUGCUGCAGAACAAGAGGAGGCCAGAAUUAGACAAACACAAGCAGAAAAAGAAGCAAAACUGAAAAGGUUCAGAGAGGAGGUGAAAAACCGAGUUCGGUUAUUGGAAAAAGCACGCAAACAGAAAGAACUAGAGAAGUCCUUCAGUGCUCUUGAACAAGAGCAGUGUGUUAUGCAGCAAAGUGCCUUCAGUGAAAACAUCGUACCAAGGAAAGAUAGUUGUUUGAUGAGGAAACAUGGAUCUCAUGCAAUCAAACAUACAUGCACACCUAGUGCAUAUGAGGGAAAUAUUAGAAAUAGAGAAACUUCUCCAGAACAUGCUUUUAUAGAUCACACAGCAGAGGUCCAUAAAGUAACUAGACAAGCCAGGACCAAGUUGAUUUCUAAACAGAUACUUACAGAGGACUUGAUCGCUAAUGGGUUACCAGGAGGAGAAUGGAAAAUGUCAGUCUCAAGAGAUCUGCCUACAAAAUCUUCAGCUGAAAACAAAGCUAAUGAUGCAAAAGAAGAAAGUAAAGAUGAAGGAGAAGACAAAGAAAAUGAGAGCAUAGGCCAACAGGAUAAAAUGGUCCAUUUUAAUCUACAGCCUACAUUCUAUGAGACAAAACUGAGAAAGCCUAGGUGUAAAAGUGCCCAUGCUUCUUUGGGAGGUCAGGAUUUGAGAAGAAAGCCAGUACCUGAUAUUUAUGCUGGGGUUCACAAAGAGGAGCAGAAGAAGCAGCAAAAGGUACAGCAGGCCACAUACAGACGUCUAUUUAUGGACAUAGAGCGGGAACAGGUCAAGGAAAACAUACGACGGAAGGAACAUCACAAACGUAUACAAAAAUUAAAACUUGAAAAGGAGGAGCAGAGGAGAAAUGAGGAGGAGAUGUCCUUGAGGUCAGUUGAACCUCGUGAUCCCCUUACAGGGGAAACCUCACUGGAGGCCCUUCAGAGAGAAGUAGAGGAGCAUCGGCAUGUAGUGCAAGUCAUGAGGGAAAACGAGGAGCGGAUCAAGAAAAUCAAAGAAAUGGAAAGGUUUGUUGAGGCACUAAAACAACAGUUAAAAGAAAAGAUGGAUAAACGUGGAGUAGAACUACCGCCGCUGUGUUGUUGCGGAAUGACUCUGUGGGACACCAGUCCUGACACUUGUGCUAAUAACUGUGUAUAUUACAGAAACCCCAGAGGAUAUGCUAAGGCCUUACAGUCCCUUCUGAUGACAAACGAAAUAUCAUGAGAUGUUUGAAGACUAUUGAUUUUAAUGUUGAAAUCAAAGGAACUUUCUGAUUUAUUUUAUGUGAUAAAUUGCAUUUAAAAUCAAUUUAUCUUCUUAGAAUUUUUGUUGAUAUUGUGAUGAACAAACGAAAUUGACCAUAUAUCUCUAAUGAUGGCAUGUCAGUUUCAUUUAUGUAAUUUGUACUCGACUCACUGCUGGUCUUAAGUACCAAUGUCUUAUAUCUGUCAGUAAAACAGUUUCUGUGAAACUAGAA